AUGGCGGGGGGCGCCGGCGAGAGAGCCGGGGCGCGGACACAGAGCCCGGGCUGGACGCCUUGGGGCCCCACUGGACACGUGACUCAUGGGAGGAUGGGUCUGGCCCCGCCGGCCGGGAGGCCCGUGAGCCCGGGCUGUGACGCGGCGGCCGCGGCUUCGGUCACUGUUUCCCCGCAGCCUCAAAGGAGCCCCCGGAGCGGGCGCCCGCUCCUGGCCAUCGCUGCACUGACCGUGGGGGCUCAGCGGCCGCCCCCUCAGGCGCACAUGUCCCCCAGCCCCCAGCUGGCACGGGACCCCUGA
Rangifer tarandus platyrhynchus (Svalbard reindeer) is the source of this 300-nucleotide messenger RNA. The record is from the annotation of a GenBank genome assembly. Lineage: Eukaryota; Metazoa; Chordata; Mammalia; Artiodactyla; Cervidae.